GACGUCAUGAGGGAGAAACCAACAGAAAUCGAAAAGAUCAAUCGCAACUUUAAGAUCAUCUUAAAGUUAGACAGACGACGACACAAUACUCCAACCCAAGCCUCAGAACUCGGAGCCAUACUUGGAAACAAAACUGACAGACAAAACAUAGGAGAGGUCAAACUCCAAGAGAAGAAAAGGACUUCAAGGAACCAAAUCAUGAAGAACGAGGCAAAAUCGAAUUUGCUCAGAAAUCCGAGUUGA
This is a messenger RNA of Plasmodium inui San Antonio 1, 243 nucleotides long. RefSeq lists its product as hypothetical. The record is from RefSeq and is a predicted model, not a curated record. Lineage: Eukaryota; Apicomplexa; Aconoidasida; Haemosporida; Plasmodiidae. The annotation marks the transcript as partial. The transcript has a single exon.